Molecule: messenger RNA, 534 nt
Organism: Rotaria socialis
Lineage: Eukaryota; Metazoa; Rotifera; Eurotatoria; Philodinida; Philodinidae
Source: the annotation of a GenBank genome assembly
AUGUUGAAAUCCAUUGUCUGCUUCUGUUUAUUUGCUUUCAUAUCGGUUAAUGCCGCCCAAUAUGAAAUCACUAAAGAAGGUCUCCAAUAUUUAGCCAAGGCUAAAUUAUCUGAUUUACCACAAUCAGUUCAAUUAGCAUUAGCUCGUCAGAGUGGACGUGCUGGUGGUGAUGCUUCACAUUGGUGUUGUAUUAACGAACAGCCCAUUACAACAGAAACAAGAACAAAAAUUGAACAUGGUACACGUGUUGUAACUACAAAGACAAAAGUUGGUUAUAUGGACUGUGGAUUUCUUGGUACAAUGAAAUGCAGUCAAUAUGUUACAAGUACUCGAGCUGAAUUGUACACCUUCAUUCAAACAUAUCAAGUUCCCGUUAUGUCUGCAUGCCAAAGUCAUGAAGUUAAAUGUUGUUCAAGCUACAUCGAAGUUGCUGGAAAUUGUCAUUCGUUUGCUGACUUGAUGGCUCAUCAAGAACUAUUUCAAUUUUUAUCCGGUAGUGGUUUACUUACAUUGUCAGGUGCCAUCGGAAAAUAA